AACUGAAUUCUGUCGAUUUAUCAUGGAAAUCACGUUUUAACUAUUUUCUGAUAGAAAAUCCCCAAUGGAUAGUUGCAGUGUUAGAAAGCAUAGUGGGUGUCAAUAUAAAGUGACGGCCAUAUUUGCCGGUGCCGCUGUUGUAAACAAAAAGUGAGAGACAGACGCUUCACUGAAUUUCGGGUCAUUUUUAUUUCUUUAAUUUACAAUGUCUUUGGGAAUGUCUUAUAAACCCAAUGUCCAUCAGCACAUUCCGGGAACUUCUGGGAACCACGCAAUUGGAAGUAUCCAGUCUCCCUCAGCAGCUAACCUGGCCACGUUACAGCCGUACAGGCCCCUUGUUAGUGACUACGGGCCGCCGUCUUUGGGAUUCUCACAGGGUUCCACUGGUAGCCAAGUGCCUCAGAGCAAAUAUGCAGAGCUGCUGGCCAUCAUCGAGGAGCUGGGGAAGGAGAUCAGGCCCACAUACGCUGGAAGCAAGAGCGCCAUGGAGAGACUGAAACGAGGAAUAAUCCAUGCCAGGGGGUUGGUGCGUGAAUGCUUGGCUGAGACGGAGCGAAACGCAAGGUCCUAGCCAUGAAGACACAUUCCUCUCUGCAAGAAUUAACAGUGUACGUCUCAUAAUAAAAAAAAAAAUAAAAUAAAAAAAAUAACUGUUGCAUGGUAUUUCCUUUGAGAGGAGGUAAAGGAAUAAGGGAUAGGGGGAAAAAACAGAUCUAGAAAAAAUGACAGUAACAUAAUUGUAUCAUGACUCCUGAGGCUUCUGGAGGAUCAUUUUAACCAUGUGUGGACUAUUGGAAUACAAAUGAGAGGAUAUUGUAUGUUUUUUUUUUUUUUAUGCUCCACUUUGGGGGUCUUAGUUUUGACUUCAUAUUUAAAACAAUGAUUUAUGCAUGCGAAUGGGCCCAUGAUAGCCAAUGGGUUAACUGUAGACACUGCAUGGCUUGUACAGGACUCGACUAGACGGAGAGGAACUCUUUUUGAUAGAAUUUGGUCUGAUUUUCAGACCCUUAUAACACACUUGGGUGAGUGAGUAAAAGAUAGAGAUGUGCCAAAUGCAUUGGUUUGUUCUUGUUGAGGUUGGUUUUGGUAUUAAAAAAAAAAAAAAAAAAGAAGAAAAUGCUGUUACUUGCAUCUUUGUAUGUAUUUAUUACUCAGUGUAAUAAAUUGUAUUUU
Messenger RNA from Myripristis murdjan (pinecone soldierfish), 1173 nucleotides. It is a transcript of the gene cdk2ap1, whose product is annotated as cyclin dependent kinase 2 associated protein 1. The record is from RefSeq and is a predicted model, not a curated record. Gene Ontology annotation, cellular component: nucleus; cytoplasm. The transcript is spliced from 4 exons. NCBI's taxonomy places the organism in Eukaryota, Metazoa, Chordata, Actinopteri, Holocentriformes, Holocentridae. Bases 206 to 571 code for a protein of 121 amino acids.